Messenger RNA from Cyphellophora europaea CBS 101466, 354 nucleotides. RefSeq lists its product as uncharacterized. The transcript has 2 exons. Gene Ontology annotation, cellular component: membrane. Gene Ontology annotation, biological process: transmembrane transport. NCBI's taxonomy places the organism in Eukaryota, Fungi, Ascomycota, Eurotiomycetes, Chaetothyriales, Cyphellophoraceae. The coding region runs from base 1 to 354 and encodes 117 amino acids. The record is from RefSeq and is a predicted model, not a curated record.
AUGCCCCCAAUCGGACAAAGGGCAUAUCCAAAACGCCAGCUUGGCAAAUGGCAGAUCUUUGUAGGUGUCUCACUCUUCGAGACGCACCGGCUGGCCGUUAACAGACCACAGUUCAUUGCACUAGGUGGCAUCAUAGGCGUUGGCUUCUUCCGUGGCAGCUCCAAAUCACUGGCGACAUGCGGGCCCAUCGGUGCACUGAUUGCCGUUCUGGUCGUGGGCGUUGUUGCCAUCUCCGUCAUGGAAUGCAUAUCCGAGCUAGUCAUCCUGUGGCCAAUACCAAACGCCAUGGUCGAAUAUGUGAAGGCCUUCGUUGAUGAGGAUCUCGGUACUGCCAUCGGCGUGAUGUACUGGUGA